Molecule: messenger RNA, 3942 nt
Organism: Vollenhovia emeryi
Lineage: Eukaryota; Metazoa; Arthropoda; Insecta; Hymenoptera; Formicidae
Product: ribosome biogenesis protein BMS1 homolog
Exons: 3
Coding region: 197-3925 (1242 amino acids)
Biological process (GO): maturation of SSU-rRNA from tricistronic rRNA transcript (SSU-rRNA, 5.8S rRNA, LSU-rRNA); ribosome biogenesis; endonucleolytic cleavage of tricistronic rRNA transcript (SSU-rRNA, 5.8S rRNA, LSU-rRNA)
Cellular component (GO): nucleus; 90S preribosome
Molecular function (GO): GTP binding; GTPase activity; U3 snoRNA binding
Source: RefSeq, a predicted model, not a curated record
UGGCGUUGCUGAACGCAGUGCUCUAUCCAUACGUGUGCGUGACAUAACCUAAGAUCGAAACCCGGUGUGCGCUCACGUGUUCGAUACGUAUAAUCGGUAUAAUCUCAAAUUUCAUUAAUCUUUCUUUUUCGCGAGGAAAGUUUGCAUCUGAAUGAAUUGAGAGAGGUAGCGCAGCAGAAAGUAAAAAGGCGCCGGCAUGUCGUCCGCGAUGGACGAUACAAGCGCAGUGAAACACAAGGGCCACAGGGACCGCAAUGCGGGCCGUAAGGCGGAGAAGAAGAAGGCCAAGAACGCGCACGUUCAGGAGCUGUCGGACAAGCAGAAGAAUCCGAAGGCAUUCACCUUCCAUUCCGCGAUCAAGGCGGAGCGGAGGUUCAGGCGGAAGCAGGACAUCGAGACCAAGAAGCAGCACGUGCCGCUGGUGGACAGGACGCCUCUGGAGCCACCGCCGGUCCUGGUGGCAGUGGUGGGCCCGCCGAAAGUGGGCAAGUCUUUAGUCAUUCGAUGUUUGAUCAAGAGCUACGUCAGGCAACCGUUGGCCAACGUGCUCGGCCCAGUCACCGUCGUGUCGGGCAAGAAACGGAGGAUCACCUUCAUGGAAUGCAACAACGACGUCAACAGCAUGAUCGACAUCGCCAAGGUGGCGGAUCUGGUGCUGCUGCUGGUGGACGCCUCCUUCGGAUUCGAGAUGGAGGUGUUCGAGUUCCUCAAUAUAUGCCAGGUGCACGGUAUGCCCAGGAUCAUGGGGGUCCUCACUCACCUGGACCUGAUAAAGAACGCCCGGCAGAUGCGCAAGGUGAAGAAGAUGUUGAAGCAUCGCUUCUGGACGGAGGUGUACGCCGGCGCCAAGUUGUUCUACCUCUCCGGAUUGCUGCACGAGGAGUACCUCCGCACGGAGAUAAAGAAUCUGGCCCGUUUCAUAUCGGUGAUGAAAUUCAGGCCGUUAACUUGGCGCACGACGCAUUCCUACUUACUCGCCGAUAGACUGGAGGAUUUGACGCCGCCGGAUUUGGUCAGGAGGAAUCCAAAAGUCGACAGAACCAUCAGCUUGUACGGCUACGUCAGAGGAAUACCUCUGAACAAGGAGACGUCCGUUCAUAUACCCGGCUGCGGAGAUAUGAAGCUCAAGGAUGUCAACUUUCUGCCGGAUCCUUGUCCGCUUCCGGAGCAGAUUAAGAAGCGAGCCCUGGUGGAGAAGGAACGGCUGAUUUAUGCGCCGUUCUCCGGCGUCGGUGGCAUAGUUUAUGACAAAGACGCCGUUUACGUGGAGUUGGGCGGCAGUCAUUCCUACAAAGAAGAGGAUACGGGCUUGGCAGGUGCUUUAAUGGAUACGCAGGAGACGCUGGACCAGAAACUGCGGCACAGCGAGCUGAAAUUGUUCAGCGACGCCGCGCCGAUCAAGUCGGAGGACGUGAACGAAAGUAUGGCUCCUUACACGGGCGAGUUGGUGACAGAGAAUGGGAGAGUUCGACGAAAAGUUGUAUUUAAAGACGAAGCGGGCUCAGAAAAUACUUUGGACAAGGAUGAUAGUUUGAUGAAACAUGAAGAAGAAGAUGACGAAGAUGACAGUGAUGACGGUAAUGACUACAAAAUGGAUGAAAAUGACGAUGAAAGUGAAUCGAGCGACGAGGAGCCCUCGGAAAAAUCUGAUGGAAAGGGCGUUAAGAGGAAAAGCACCGAGGAUGGCAAAGUACAAAGGAAAAGGAAGAGGGAUUCGAUUAAUUCGGCUAUCGAAAAUGAUGACGUAGAUCUCGAUGAAUCAAAAUUUACGAAUGACAGGAAGGAUAUUCCUCAAGAAAAUGCAGGAGUGUAUCAUUCCUUGAGUAAAGAAUCAGACAAAAUGAUAAAAAAUAGAAUUUCGGAAGCACUGAAUUUUCUAGAGGCGACAAAGAGAAACGUGAAGCGGGACGUCGACGACGAAAGCUUCGACGAGCUCAGCGACGAAGACUCGCGUGUGGGAUUAGAGAUGGACGAUGUGGAUCGGAUCAGCGAUUUCGAAGACAAUGCGUCCGCGCAAGAAGACGAAGAAGAAGAAGAGCAAGAAGGAGAUAAAGAAAACGACAAGAUGGAUGAGAGCGAGGAGGAAGUCGCGGAUGAAUUCAAGUGGAAGAGGAAUUUAACUGAGAAAGCGAGGGAAGCCUUUGUGAAUCGCCAGCAAAGCAGCAAGAAUUGGUUGAAGACAGUUUACGGAGUAUUCGGCAAGAGUGACAUGAUGGAAGAGAAAGACAAGGAAGACGAGAAGCCCGGCGAUGAUAUCGGUGGAAUAUUCCGCGUGGUACAAGAGCAGCAGAAGCAGAAGAUACACGAGCGGGAACUGCAGGAUCAGGAGGAGUCUGUCUUCUUCACGGCGGAGAGCGCGCGCGAUUGGCUGGAUGAGGACAACAAGGCGUUGCUGCUCAACCGUUUCGUGACGGGCAAGUGGAAGGAAUCGGAGGAUGCCGAGGAGCUUUUGAAGUUGGACGACGAGGAUCUAUACGGCGACUUCGAGGACCUGGAGACCGGAGAGAAGCAUAAAGCAGAGGACGCGGCUCCCACGGAGUUGUCGACAGACGAGGUGGAGGAGAAGAAGAAGCUCUUGGAGAAGAAAAAGAGGUUGAAAGAGCAAUUCAACGCGGAGUAUGACAACACGGAGACAAAAACGUACUACGACGAACUGAAGGCCGAAGUGGAGAGACAGGCGGGUAUUAACAAGUCGGAGUUCGAAGGGCUGAACGACGAUGUCAGGGUCCAAUUGGAGGGCUUCCGUCCUGGCAUGUACGUGCGCGUGGAAAUCGAGACGGUGCCGUGCGAGCUGAUAACGCAUUUCGACCCGACGUAUCCGAUAAUCAUCGGCGGUCUGUUGCACGGUGAGGAGAACAUCGGCUACGUGCAGACACGGGUCAAGAAACACCGAUGGUACCCGAGAAUCCUGAAGAGUCGCGACCCGCUUAUAUUCUCCAUAGGCUGGCGUAGAUUUCAAUCGCUGCCGAUUUACUCCAAACUGGAGGACAAUUUGCGUCACCGGAUGCUCAAGUACACGCCGGAGCACGUGGCGUGCGUGGGCCACUUUUGGGGCCCGAUCACUCCGCAGGGAACCGGAGUUCUGGCGGUGCAGGACGUUGCGAGUAGAGAGCCGGGUUUCCGCAUCGCGGCCACUGGUGCGAUCGUGGAGCUGGACAAGAGCACGCAGGUGGUGAAGAAGCUCAAGCUCACCGGCGUGCCGAUGAAGAUCUACCGCAAGACCGCCUUCAUCAAGGACAUGUUCAACAGCGCGCUCGAGGUCGCCAAGUUUGAAGGUGCACGAAUCAAGACGGUCUCGGGUAUUCGCGGUCAGAUCAAGAAGGCUGUUUCCAAGCCGGAAGGUUGCUUCCGCGCCACGUUUGAAGAUAAAAUAAUGCUGAGCGACAUAGUGUUUUGUAGGACGUGGUACAAGGUCGACGUGCCGCGUUUCUACAACCCGGUGACAUCGCUGCUGUUGCCACCCACGGAGAAGGCUCGAUGGCGCGGCAUGAAGACGACAGGCCAGUUAAAACGAGAAAGGAACCUUCACGCUGAACCUAACAAAGACUCGAUGUACACGCCGGUUGUACGAGACGUCAAGGUAUUCAAGCCGCUGUUCAUCCCACGCAAGUUACAGAAGAAUCUCCCGUACAGAGACAAGCCUAAACUCGAGUCCAUACCGCACUUGCGCAAGCCCAAGUUCAAGCAAGGCAGAGUCGCCGUGGUGCGCGAGCCACAAGAAGAGAAAAUCGCGCGUAUAAUGAAGAUGAUCAGAACGAAUUACGCGCAAAAGCAGAAACAGACGAAGGAGGCAAUGACGAAGAGGAUAACGGCGUAUCAGGCGAGAGUCGCCGAAGAGGAGGCCAAGAAGAUGACGAAGCAAAAGCAGGUGAAGAAGGAAGUCUUUAGGGACCUCAGUAAACUGGAAAAGAAAAAGAAUCGGUGAUGCUUCAGCUAGAUGGA